Messenger RNA from Porites lobata, 10201 nucleotides. The record is from the annotation of a GenBank genome assembly. Lineage: Eukaryota; Metazoa; Cnidaria; Anthozoa; Scleractinia; Poritidae.
UACGAUCUCCAGAUAAGACAGAUAGUUUUCCAGCAAUUUGAAGAUGUCUGCGAACAACAAGACGGUAGUCUUAGCAUAUAGUGGAGGUCUUGAUACGUCUUGUAUCCUGGUUUGGCUCAAAGAACAGGGGUACGAUGUUAUUGCGUUCAUGGUGAGUCGCGUUCGAUUUCGAUUUCGUUAUCAAGCUCAAGAAUUUACAAACAUAUAUCUUUUCCGGAGCUGGGAGGGUUAAUUAUUAUUUGGCUGAAUAUGAUUUGAGUUCUUUCGAAAGUAUUAAUUUGUUUUGGGAACCCUUAGUGAGUCAGUAUAUUGUAAGGUUUAUAUUCAUUCGGUCCGAACUCGAUCGAUCACGUGUAAGUUUUAGAUCUAUGCACACUGUAUACAUGUAUAUGCACGAUGCAUAAUUUUUUCCGUCUUCAGAAAUCUGUUUGCCCCAAAACUGCAAAAGCCCUUAAUAACAGCCUGUGUAACUUUUAGAGUCGGUUAAGUUACAGGCUGUGAGUGUGAUAGUAUAUUUUUUUUGAAAGUGUACGUCCUUGCAAAUUGAUAAUUGAUUAUUUUAGGCAGAUGUGGGACAAGAUGAAGACUUCGAAGAAGCUCGAGAAAAAGCGUCAAAGCUGGGAGCGACAAAGGUGCGAUCGAAGAAUUUAAGUUAAUGAAUAGAUACAAUCUUAUAAAAUGCCACGUAAUAGUUUACAAUCAUGUUAACAUAUAUUGGUUCAAUGUACUUUUAAAGCUUACUAUUUAAGCUUACGUUAAUUCUAUUUUUGUUGAGCCUUUAAUUUCACAAGAAACUAUAAAACUUAGCUGAUUUUGUCAUUUUUGAUCGCGAUGGUUACGAUAAUUAUAAGACUCAAUGAUGGCAUCGCAGACAGCUCGGAUUUACAUAAAGGUUUUCCCUUUCAGUUUAAAAUUAAACAAAGGAUGUUGAUCUUGAUUAACCAUGUGCCACUAGUAAGUGCCUGCAGCACACCAGCUUCCGCGUUAUAUAAACAUAUUUGUUGCUACGGUGAAGGAUUUUUUUUUACACACUUUUGAAGUAUGUUAGAGGUUAAUUGGACUUGAAGUGAUUCAUGUAUGCCCCACUGUGUUAUUUACAGCCAGAGAAUACAAAAUUAAUAUACAUGUACCACCCACCAAAAAUAGAUAUAGAGUGGCCGUAAUAUUGUUUUCUUUUUCAGUAAUUUUAUUAUUUUAUAGUAUAGCUUCUUUUGUUUAAUUAUAUUAGUUAACACCAAUUUUAAAGACAAUGGAGUAUGGAUCACUUAGAAUUUUUGCUUGCCUUUUACUACACAUUGUGCUUUGGCAAAGAAGGUUUAGGAAUGAGUUUAGAAAAUAAAUAGCUUUUGAAGAAAACAAGGGAUCAUUGAGGCACCUGUUAUUGGUCAGGGUUACAAAGGGGUUUUCCGUGAUGCGUGAGGGGGCCUAAAUUAUCAGUGUGAUGAUUUCCCCCAGCUACUAUGAGUGUGGCCCCCGCCUACGUAUAUAGUGGAAAAUGGAAGAAAAAUAUAACCAAAAGAAAUCCCUUACCAUUUGAUUCCCCGCCUGUAGUGUCAGGUCUCAAGGGACUUAAUGUAGGAUAAUUAGAUGCGAAAUGAGCGUUAACACUCGAGGCAAAAAGGGACUCUAUUAUUUUGCAUAUAAGACAGUGGUGAAUGGACUAGUGGGAAGACACUACACCUCUAUAGCUAGUAGCUAUAUAUAGGAGGACACUACACCCCCUACUUGUUGAAUUUACUCGGCAACUUGAAAUCUUAGUGACAACCCUGUUAUUGGCAUUUUAUUCAGUUUUUUUGGUUUGCAUCUUAUUCUUCAUGGGUCACAAUUUUGUCCCUGUCGAUAGAAGUGAAAAGAAAAAAAAAAGAACUUGGCCAUUAAUAGAUUUUGUCAGCUAAGCUUUAGUUCAUUUUUUCCAGGUAUAUAUUGAAGAUCUGAGAGAGGAAUUUGUCAAAGAGUUCAUUUUUCCUGCUGUGAAAGCAAAUGCUAUCUAUGAAGAUCGCUAUUUAAUGGGGACAGGUAACACAGUUUUAGUAUUAAUUUAUUGUUAUCCUCAAGAUUCAUUUUUUAUAUUUUGAUCAAACAGCGGCUGCGAAACAAUACCAGUAAUAUUUCGAGCAUGAAACUACUAAUAUAGCUUUCUUGGGUAACGGCUGCCCCUGAAAGAGGGUGGGGGACAUCUUUUAAUCAUUUUUUGUUAUCAGAAGCUAAAAGUGUAUACCCUUUUAUAUAUGCUGUGUAAAUUUUGGUUUAUCUACAGCCAUUGCCAGACCUUGUAUAGCCCGUCGUCAAGUUCAGAUAGCAAUUAAAGAGGGUGCUGAAUACGUCUCCCAUGGGGCCACAGGAAAGGUAUGAUGCUGUUGUUGUUUGUCAGCUUGUACCAAUGAUUUUUCACAAUACUACCAGGAAAAAUGAUUUUUAAGGCAGUUUUGUUUUCUUCAGGGUAAUGACCAAGUACGCUUUGAGAUGACAUACUAUGCACUCUAUCCAGAAGUUAAGGUGGGUACUGCUUAUUUGUAGAGUGUCUGGAAUAUAAUGUCGCCAAAAAUGUACUGUGAUGCUCAAACUCAUCAAAGUUUAUAACCUUUUGUUUUGCACAUAAAAGAAGACAAGAUAAUUACAUCAAUUACUUCUUUUAUUUUAUCCUUUGUAUUAAUAACAGGUUAUCACACCAUGGAGAUUGCCAGAGUUUUACAACAGAUUUAAAGGAAGAGUUGACCUGUUUGCUUAUGCAGAGGUAAAUGAUCUUCUUGUCUAGUCUGUUGCAGUGUUCAUGAUUAUACUAAGUUGUAUUUAUGAUAGUUUCAAUAUUAUUGAAUCUUUUCCUGAGUUGGGGGAGGGAUGCAGGAGGCUCCACCCCAGGGUCCAACCCCUUACCCUUUUUAGUUUUAUAUACCAUUAAAGACAGAAAAGGUACCCCUUUCAUAUACCUUCAAUUGACAAUCAAUAGUACCUCUUUCACAUACCUAGAUCUUUGCAUUCCUUCUAACUGCUGUAAAUGCGCUUUGAUCAUGAAGAAAUCACAAAACCGGAACAUUUUCUCAACUUUUUCACAGUCUUGAAAUAAUAAUGAUAAUGAUAAUAAUAAUAAUAAUAAUAAUAAUAAUAAUAGUAAUAAUUGGGAGGUAGCACAUCCACAAAGUAGUUCUUCAUCUACCCAAUUCCUGAUCGAAUUGGAAUUUGCAAAUGUGGGUUUUUGAGGAGAGGGGAAAACUGGAGUACCCGUAGAAAAACCUCUCGGAGCAAGGGAGAGAACCAACAACAAACUCAACCCACAUAUGGUGUUGACCCCGGAAUUUGAACCUAGGAAGUGACAGAUUUCCUUGCCUGAAAAAGGUACCUCUUUUGGGCGGAGCCUCCCCAAGUAGGCCAUGAAAGGGAGUUUACCCCCAAACUCCCUGCCCCUACCCCCCCAAACACCACCACCAGUGGAAUCUUUUCACUCCCAGUCAAAUCAGUGCAUAACAAAAUGUUAAGGUGCUUUAUAACCAAAAUUGCAUUAUUUUCUUAUUUUUUAUUUUUCAUUGAUCAGCAAAAUGGAAUCCCACUUCCAGUGACUCCUAAGAAGCCAUGGAGUAUUGAUGCCAAUUUAAUGCAUAUCAGGUGUGGUGAUUUGACCCUUGCCCCAAUAUCCACAUACAAAUUCUCCAAACUGAACAUUAUCUCUCAAUAUUUCUUAUAGAACAGUACAUUUGCUUAAUGACGUCAUUUUACUACAACUACCAGAAUGCUUCAGUUUGUUCUUUCCUUGUGCAAAUCAGGGCUAUUGUUUUUUAAUUCUCCAUGGGAUUGACAAAUUCAAAUAAGAAAGCAAAAAGGAACUGAAUUCUGACUGAUAGUUGUAGUCAAAUGUUGUCAUCCUUGUGGAGAGAAUUUGUUAAAAGAUCAAAGCACUAGCUUUCACUUCAUCCUAAUAAUUCUUAUAAUCGUUUCUUUUGAGUAUGUAUUGAUAAUUUCAGGAGAAAAUUGAUGUUGGUCACUCUCGGGACUUAAAGGGUAAAAGUAGCAUUUUUAAAGUUUUAAGUAACAGUGUAGUGCUGCAGUCAGAUUCAUCAAUAAUAUUUUCUCCUCCAUCAAACCAACUUAAGGCAGUGUACCUAUUAAAAUUAAGGUCAAAUCUGAUAGUCUUUUAAACUCUAUAAAUAAUUAAUUAAGUAAUGUUGAAUAGUGGUGUAACGAUUAAUCGAAUUCUCGAUUAAUCGCAAUUAUGACUGUUCAGUAAGAUUCACGACUCUUUGCUUCCACCUUUGGAUUUUGCUUCAAUUUUUGCACACCUUUUCCAGGGUGCCCUCAGUGAGUUAUUAUAUUGUAAAAUCAGAAUCCAGAACUCUUUAAAAUGUGCGUUUUUGAUUGACGAGCAAAGACAAUAGCAGUUCAUGUGCCAUUUUGUAUUGCCUGGUAAAAAUGCUGUCCUUCAAUCACCCCUUGAGAAUUAGGGAGAUUGGGAUAGGGUGGUGAUGAAAAAAUACAGAGGGGUUCAAGACCAAAAGGAUACAUGUAUUGCUUGCAAGAAAUUAAUUUCCAGCUGGGUGACAAUAUUGAGAACUUUGCAAAUGUCUGUGAGAACUGGCCAUGGUAUAAAGUACUGGUAUAAGGAUUUUUCAUGGCUAUUAAAGUGCCUUAAUAUUUUGAUAAAAAUAAUUGGAAUGAGUAUUCAAUCAAUCAUUGAACUGCACAGCAAUCCUGAUUUCCUUGUAGACACCUCUAUUAUACUCUGUCACCAGAAAUUCUCUUGGUUCCAAACUAAAGACACCAAAUUUCAUGCAAUAAUCCCCACCUUUAAAAUAUAGUGAGACACCUCAGUCUGAUAUGUGGACACUGGUCUCUGACUCCCUUUUAUGUAUGUUUUAGGAGGUAAAUGACUGUACAAGCUUUUGUUAAAAGAGUACGUUAUAAUUGUUUUUAUUUCAGUUAUGAAUCUGGGAUACUUGAAAAUCCUAAGGUCAGUUCUAACUAUUACGUGUUUACCUUAUUUUCAAGGAAAAGUCUGAUUGCAAAGUUGUAAGCUGAAUUUGUUCAACUAGUUUACCCGUAGUUCAAUACAUAAUGUAGUGAUGUGAAGGCCCCCUCUGUCAAUCUUUCAAUAAUUGCAGAAGGUUGGCGGAUGGCAAAGAGGGGAAAUGCUGUUGUUAUGUGUCCAUGCAUGUUUAAGUGAAAACUGCAGCCCACUAGUUCUUGAAGCUAAUAGCAUGGAACAUAUCUCAUUCUAAAAUAGUCCAGUUUUGAAUUUGUCGUGGCUGCUGAAUAAAAGCACCGAAGACUCAUUUGUACAGGGUUGGCCUAGACCUAAAGUAAAAUAUUUACAAAUACCGGUGAGAAGGUGCCUGAAUUUGAGUUUAAAACAAUAGACACAGUUGUACACAGGUCUUCUCCUGACUGGAAUUUGUGAAUAUAUUUACCUUAGGUCGAGGCUAUAAACCCUGUAUAAAUGAGUCUUCAGUGCUUCUAUUCAGUGGCUGCAACGGAUUCAAAACUGGGCUAUUGUUGAUCUACAUUUAUUUUAUAACAUUUAUUACAGUGUACAUGGGCUGCCUCAUAAUAAUGGUCAGACCCAUGGAAAUAGGAAUACACUGUCGGUUAAAUAACAAUGUUGAUAUAUUUUGUGUUAAUAACAGACCAUGGCUCCAGAUGACCUCUACUGCAUGACCACUGAUCCUAAAUCGUCCCCUGAUGAGGUAGAUUUUUGUCAUUAACUGUUAUAAAUAUAAAUGAAUAAUAAAUAAAUAAACAACGAUGGCACAUCCACUUAAUGGCUCUCUGUGUACCAUUCCUGGUUGAAAUUGAAAUUUGGAAAUGUUGGUUUUUGAGGAAAGGGGAAUACCGGAGCCCAUAGCGAAAAAAUCGCUAGGGGCAAGGGAGAGAGCUAAGAACAUACUCAACCCACAUAUGUGCAGACAGUGCUGGGACUUGGUAGACUAUUUGGGAGAAAUGUUCUAGUAAAAAUGAUUAAUUUUCUUACAGGUAAAUGUAUCUAAAAAAACAAAACAACAGUUUAGUCUACAGCAUAGACCUUUAAAAGAAUUAAUAACUUUUUCAUGUUAAUGAAACAUAUUUCUUUUAUCAUUUUAACUUUAGCCAGAGCAACUCGAGAUUGAAUUCAAGAAAGGUGAGCAUCAAAACUAAGUCUGAUUCUAAAUUGCCAACCAUUUCAAAGUAACAUUAGAGUACCGCUUCUAAAAUUCGCUCUAAACAAGCACCCCAUGGUGCACCCCACUUGUCAGAAUUCAACUGCUUAUCAUGUGUUUUGGGUAUACCGCCGCUUGGUUAGCUCAGUUGGGAUAGCACUGGUCUGCUGAGCAGGAAGUCACAGGUUUUGCGUUUAAACCCUGGCUUUGUCGUCUUAAAAUAACUAAAAAGAAAGUUCUGCAUUUGACUUAGACUAGACUUUCUAGUCUUCUCAGAUAAGGAUGAAAAACCAUAGGUCCCAUACCCGUCUCACAGCACUUACACUUAUCUGUUCUUGUGAGACGUAAAAGAACCCACACCACUGUUCAAAAACAGUAGGGGACAUAGAUCCCAGUGAUGUGGCCAACCUUUCCUGGGCUGAGUGGGUUAUCUGUUAGGAGAUGUCUUAAUCAUGAUAGGGAUAACCUCAAUAUCCUCCUUCGGGUGUCAUAAUGGCUACGUGUAAACAGUGUACUAUGUAUGUAGUUUUAACAUCACUUAUAUCCUGAUUGGUGGUUUGAUUUUUGUCUCAGGUGAGCCAAUCAAAGUUCAAAAUCUCAAAGAUGGCACUGUUCGUGACAAGCCACUGGAUAUUUACCUUUAUCUGAACAAGAUGGGGUUAGUUUAAUUUUAUUUAUUAUUCUUUAAAGGAAAAAGAUGCGUUCUCGCAAAUUAAGACUAAAUUAAAACAACUAAAAACGACAAUGAUUUUUUUGACAUCGCAGAGGUUUCAGGUUGUUCUGGAGGCUAAAAAUGGAAACGCUUUCAGUGGAGAAAUUUCCUUGGAGAAAAUGUAUUUUAAUCUCGUACACUAAAAAACGCAAGUUAGAGUUUUUUUUUUAAUGACUUGUUACUUUUUUGCGUCCAUUUUAGUGGUGCCCAUGGUGUUGGAAGAAUUGAUAUUGUGGAAAACAGAUAUGUUGGCAUGAAAUCCAGAGGUAAACUGAUGAGUGGCCCAACACCUUCUUUCCCUUCUUGUUUCAGAAUAGCUAAGAACGAAUUAUCGGUUCUUAUUUUCUAUUAGUGGCUUAGAAAAUCUUCAUUAGUCUCCCUCAAUUACCCAAUUUACACUUUUUCCUCCGCAGAGGCGUCUUUGUGUUGUAGGGAGGCUGGGGAAAGGGAAGAAAGAAGGCGCACGGGGAUUCCGCGGGGACCGCCUUUUCCCUCUCCCCAUCAUCCCCAGCGCGCUUGCUAUUUUUCGAUUACUGUUAUUUUUAUUGGGAUACCAAGCGAGAGCCUCCGCGGAGGAGAGAACAAUUUACAUAAGAUGAAGGUGGAAAAACUACAAAUUCACAAUGAACGUUUCUCCUUGAGUUAUUUGUCGCAUUUAGUUGUUCGAUGGAAAGGUUGGGCUCAUUGACUUUAUCGUCUCAGUUGUGACGUUUCAAGAUGCUCUUGCGUAGAAAAUUUAAUCGUGUUACAAUAACAUUUACAAAGACGUACUUUGUUUGUUUUUUUUUCCACAGGGCACCCAGACUCACAACAGCCCACUGAAAGCCAAAUUAUAGAGAUUUGUAUGGGAAUUUAUCGUAAGAUCGAUAAAACGGUCAAAACGCACUAGUAGGUUCGUUUUAUCGAUCUUAUGAUAAAUUCCCAUACAAAUCUUUAUAAUUUGGCUUCCAGUGGGCUGUUGUGAGUCUGGGCGCCCAGUGGUUUUUUUCUGCAGUACGCUAAGUCGAUCUCAGAGUCCUAAAAAAAGACAUCAGCUAUAGUUACUACUGAUCAUUUCACGUUUCUGGGAAACUGCCCACGUACCCCUCCCCUAAGCUAACAUUAACACUUCUCACUUAGGCAAAAUGUUGGCCUAGGGAUGGGUAGGUGGGCAGUUUCAAAUUUGUCUGUAUUUUUUAAGGAAUCUACGAGUGCCCCGCGGGGACCAUUUUGAGAGCUGCGCACCUUGACAUUGAGACGUUCACCAUGGACAGAGUAAGUGGUUAAAUAUUAGCGUUUAAAUGUUUUGUCCAAACGUUAAACGAAUGCUAAUUUUGUCGAAAACCGGAUACUUAAAGCGCGUGAACGUUAUGUCUAAAACGCUGAUUAAUGGACACAGGUUUCUAGAAAACUGAUGAGGUAAGGUUUAAACGCUUUUUGCUAAUGAUACGUUCUUUAAGUGAACGGGUGUUUUUUUCUUUUAAUAGUCUUUUCUCCAUCUGUGAUAGUUCGUGGUUACAAACGUCGUGGAAAAACCAUUUUCCCGCGAAAUGUCCUCUGCGUUCCAAUGCAAUAGACUUCAAGUUUUUCUUCCCGCUGUGCUCGCGGCGUACGUUGCUUCUUUUACGCGGGAAUUUGAGUAGCUACUCUGUGAUUGGUUGUUUUAUUACGGGACUCAAAAACUCGAGACAAACAACCCCGUAGUUCUCAUGGCUGCUUAUUUUGCCGUUACAUUUUAUGGCUUUUCCAUUGUUGUAUGCCGAGGAUGUUAUUUCUCGGGAGAAGCGGCCACAGUCGUAGUUUUAUAGGGUCUUAUCCCGCCGUAAAAUGCCCAAUGUAACGGCAGCCAUUUGUUUGCUCAUCUGUGACAGGAAGUGCGGAAAAUCAAGCAGACUCUAGCCGGGAAGUUUGCUGAUCAAGUGUACUGCGGAUAUUGGUACAGCCCUGAGGCAGACUAUGUGCGAUUCUGUUUGGAGAAAAGCCAGGAAAACGUGGAAGGAAAAGUCACCCUUAACCUUUUCAAAGGACACGUAUGUUACUGUUGCAACUGUUUCACACCUUCUCCUCCCUUCCCAGAUACUUUCGGGUUCUUGUUAAGUUCAAGGGAGUAAUUUUUUUUUACUCAGCUUUCCCUUCCCCUUAUUGAGAAAGGAUAUAUCAGGAGUAGCAAUGUUUCUCGCUCCCCAUUUUCAGCCUUAACAUUUCAAAUCGUCACUGUUAAAACGACUGUACGAUUGCUUAUUUAUCAUUAGGUUAUAAAGACAGUUUUUUCACUUUUAUCGUGAACGUUAAAACUCUCCUUUUAAAAAAACGGUGUAAUUAAAUGGUGGGAAACACGUGACAGGUGGCUAUCCAGCCUACCGUUUCAGUGUUUUGUUUGCAGUAAACGUCAAUCUUUCUCCCAAUUGCUUCCCCACACCCUACCCCUGCGUUCUCGCUCUCUCAUACUGUUUGUAAUAAUAGUCAUGCAAAACAUCGAGAUUGUUGCUGUGAUCAUUUGUCUUUCCUUCGCAGGUUUACAUAAAAAGCCGUGAGUCGAAGGCCUCUCUUUACAAUGAGGAAUUAGUGAGGUAUUCUUACAGCCUCUUCUUGUAGUUUCCUAUAUCAUUGUAGAACGUACCAAAACGGUUGCCUAAGUCCCUGUACGGCGCCUUCUCGGUCAAUGCAUUUCGGUGAUGUAUGCGAGACGAACGGCCGGACCACGUGACCCGAAACGCAUAGACCGCGGGGAAUUAUGUGGCCUAGAGCAACCAAAACGGUAAAACCUCAACACUAAAUGAAGCAGUAACACAAAAUUUACCUUUCGUUUCACUUGUCUUUAUUUAUUUUCAAACAGCAUGGAUACCCUUGUUGGCUACAACCCUCAAGAUGCAGCUGGCUUCAUAAAAAUCAGUUCUCUGAGGUAACUAACAUGUUUUCUUGCGACAGCUUGAUCUCAAUUUUUUUUGGGCUAUACUUUCCCAAAAUGAUAAUCAAACUCACAAUUGCCACAGGGCGCUCAAUUAAUGUACUCAAAACUCCUGAACUUUACCCUGUGUCGUUAAGGUGCGUGAGCUUCUAUAUGCAGCCGUUGUUUGUGACGGCACGUAACGCUUCACUUCUUGAGACUGUAACAUCAAAAGCGUCGUUUUGUGCCUCGUUAAAAUUGAAAUCUAAUUUAUGCACAUUUUGAAAGAGAGAAAAGGAAACAAUCCCCAUUACACUGCCCCUUGUACCUUUAGGCCUCUAACUGAAAAUGUGAACCUUUGUAUCCUAGGUUACGGGAACACAGCCGUUUGAGGAAGGCGUUGGAUAAAGCAAGUGAAUAAAUUUUGCUCAAAACAUGACUCUAUUCAAUGUGUGAAGUUUGUGAGGUGAAUACUUCUCGAGUUAUUUUAUGGACAAAAAA